Messenger RNA from Cyclocybe aegerita, 1935 nucleotides. The record is from the annotation of a GenBank genome assembly. NCBI's taxonomy places the organism in Eukaryota, Fungi, Basidiomycota, Agaricomycetes, Agaricales, Hemipholiotaceae.
AUGUCACUAGUGGUGCGCCUCCGUCUGACACCAAGGCCCAUCGCACAUCUCUCCCAAAGGCCCUUCUCCCGCCCACUGCUAACCGCCAAGCCACAUAGCAGACACGUCGGACAUCUCUCUCUCAAGCCCAUCAACGACGACGACGAACAGCACACCACACACGAGCGCCACCGACCCGAGCAUGCGGUCAUCUCCACCUUUGACCUGUUCAGCAUCGGAGUUGGGCCCUCCUCCUCCCACACCGUCGGACCUAUGCGUGCAGCCAAGAUCUUCAUCACGGAUUUGAAGGAACUCGAUCUCCUCGACAAGGUCCACACCGUCAAGAUAAAUCUUUAUGGCUCACUCGCUGCCACUGGCAAAGGUCAUCAUACACCCCAAGCGAUUCUCCUGGGGCUCGAAGGUUCGGAUCCAGAGACCAUCGACACCGGAACUAUUCCGUCCCGCUACGAUGGCAUCCUCGAGAGUAAGCACCUCAUGUUAGGCGGCCAUCAUCGCAUCUCCUAUGACAUGGACCGCGAUAUGCUCUGGCGCUGGGAUCAAGUCCUCAAGACCCAUCCUAACGGAAUGCGUUUCAGUUGUUUUGACAAAGAGGGUGAUUUAUUGGCGACUAACGAAUAUUUCAGCGUCGGCGGGGGUUUCGUAGUUAAUGAGAAGACAAAAGUCGACGAGAACUUGUUCUACAAAGGAGUCGACAAGACCAAAGUUCAUGGCGCAAGGCUGCACCAAAUACACUCCUUGUCGGAUCCAGUAGACCAGCAUGUGUUACAUGGAGAAACCUCUGGAGAAGGUGCAUCCGCCGCUGAGCCCGAAUACAACGAACCUCCCUACCCGUUUGACACUGGCAACACCCUCUUGGCUCUCACCAAGAAGCACAACAUGACGAUAGCUCAAAUUGUCCACGAUAACGAAAAAUCCUUUGGCUACACAGACGAAGAUAUCCAUGAAAAGCUCAUGCGCAUAUGGCAAGUCAUGGAUGAGUGCAUCCGCACGGGCGUCUCAACCUCUGAGCGGACAUUGCCAGGCCGUCUAGGCCUGAGGAGACGUGCGCCGAUGCUUUACAGGCGUCUGAUGCGCGGGUUCUACCCUGGUGUAGCCGCGCCUGACCGACAGGCGAUUGGAGCGGGGAAUUGGGCCUCGGAAGCGAUUGAGGGGCCAGAGGACGGCAACGGCAACGGCAACUUUGGUGGGAAUGGGAGUGGAAGUGAUGAAGGGAAGAAGAACGGCAAGGCGAGGGCAGUAACCUCGCCGACGUCUGCGAGAGCACCAAGGGUUACAGGCUCAUUCGACCACGCGAUCCUGCCUAUGCCACCCAGAAGGACGGUCAUACCAGCGAUGGACUUUCUCUCUUGCUACGCUAUUGCUGUCAACGAAGUUAACGCGUCUGGAGGGAGGAUAGUUACAUCGCCCACGAAUGGCGCGGCAGGUGUGAUACCUGCAGUGUUGAAGUAUAUCAUCGAGUUUGUCAGCGACGACCCAGAGAAGAGUAUACAGACAUUCCUUCUGACGGCCGCGGCUGUUGGUAUGCUAUUCAAGAGAGGAAGCACGAUCUCCGCUGCUGAAGGAGGGUGUCAGGCAGAGGUUGGAGUCGCAUGCUCAAUGGCUAGUGCUGGGUUUGCGGCCUGCAUGGGGGCAUCGCCGGAGACUGUUCUUCAGGCGGCUGAGAUUGGCAUUGAGCACAAUCUUGGGUUGACUUGCGACCCAAUCGACGGGCUUGUGCAGGUUCCUUGCAUUGAACGUAACAGCCUUGGAGCUGUGAAGGCGGUGACAGCAGCUCAGCUGUCUAUGGCGAGCGAUGGGGUGUACAGCGUCACGCUAGACGAGGCGAUAGAGGCUAUGCGCCUGACUGCCGCUGACAUGAGUGUGAAGUAUAAGGAGACGAGUCUUUCUGGCUUGGCUACAACUGUGAAGAUUCCUUUGACCGUACCUGCUUGUUAA